Molecule: messenger RNA, 1767 nt
Organism: Cryptomeria japonica (Japanese cedar)
Lineage: Eukaryota; Viridiplantae; Streptophyta; Pinopsida; Cupressales; Cupressaceae
Product: L-type lectin-domain containing receptor kinase SIT2-like
Exons: 1
Coding region: 1-1767 (588 amino acids)
Biological process (GO): protein phosphorylation
Cellular component (GO): plasma membrane
Molecular function (GO): ATP binding; carbohydrate binding; protein kinase activity
Source: RefSeq, a predicted model, not a curated record
AUGAAUGAUCCUGGCUCUCUGGAUUCUACUUCUUCUUUCAGCACAACUUUUGUGUUUAGCAUUGUUCCUUCUUCAGCUUCACAAUCUGGGUUCGGACUUGCGUUUAUCAUGACGCCUUACAGAUCUCCAGAGGGAUUUUUAACAGGUCCGUACCUUGGCUUGAUUAGCAAUUUAUCAGCUAUGGGACAGGCCUCUAAUCAUCUGUUUGCAGUCGAGUUCGACACAACAAUGAACUUGGAAUUUAAGGAUAUCAACAACAAUCACGUUGGUGUGGAUCUCAACAACCUCAUAUCUGUAGACUCUAAACCUGCGGGUUACUGGAUUAGCAGCAGACAAUUCCAGGAAUUGGAUCUCAACAGCGGACAGAAUAUUCAAGCUUGGAUUGACUACGACAGCAAUCAAAACGAGCUCAAAAUCACCAUUGUGGAAGCUGGUCUUGAUCGCCCACAAAAACCACUGUUACAUAUGAAAAAUGUAUACCUGUCCAACAUUCUACAAGAAGAAAUCUACGUUGGUUUCUCAGCAGCUACGGGACUCAUUAGUGAAGAGAAUAACAUCCUGGCCUGGAGCUUUACCACAAACGGAAUUGCCCCACCCUUGAAUACGUCUAAUCUUCCAUCCUUUAUACAUACAACAUCCAAGGUCUCAAACUCCAGACUAAUACCUGGCAUUACCGCAGCUAGCGUCGUCCUCAUUCUCCUGGUGGUGGCGUCAUCACUUGUGCUGUUGAAGAGAAACCAGCACAGAGAUCUUAUAGAAGAAUGGGAGGUUGAGUAUUGGCCUCACAGGUUUAAGUAUAAGGACCUACAUAUUGCAACUAAGGGUUUCCGAGACGAACAACUUUUGGGAUCUGGAGGCUUCGGCCGGGUAUACAGAGGUGUCCUUCCCACAAAUGGCCUCCAAGUAGCGGUGAAAAGUUUCCUUAGAGAAAUCGAUGAUGGGGUGAAAGAAUUCAUAGCAGAAAUAUCCAGUCUUGGUCGGCUUCAACAUCGAAAUCUUGUCCAGAUCAGAGGCUUCUGCAGGCGGGUGAGCCAGCUAUUCAUAGUUUAUGACUACAUGCCGAAUGGGAGCCUGGACAAGAUGAUAUUUGGAAACCCAAAGAAGAUGCUGGACUGGGAUCAGAGAUACAGAGUGAUCAGAGAUGUCGCUGCAGGUUUGUUGUAUCUUCACGAAGAGUGGGAGCAAUGCGUAGUGCACAGAGACAUUAAGUCCAGCAAUAUUUUGCUAGACUCGGAGCUUAAUGGGAAGCUUGGGGAUUUUGGGCUUGCCCGUCUGUACGAGCAUAACCAAAACUCACACACUACUCAUGUGGUUGGAACGCUGGGGUACAUCGCACCAGAGUUCGUACAGACAGGAAAGGCCAGCCCCGCCACAGAUGUGUUCAGCUAUGGGAUUUUUAUGUUGGAGGUUGCAUGCGGAAGGAGACCUGUGGAUGUCUCCCUCCAAUCUGAAAAAAUAGUUCUGGUGGACUGGGCGAGAGAGUUACAUUGCACAGGAAGUCUCAUGGAUGCAGCCGACCCAAAUCUUGGCGGGCAAUAUAUUGAAGCCGAGAUGGAGAGAGUGCUGAAAUUGGGUCUGAUCUGUUCGAAUCCUCGCCCAGAAAGCAGGCUUGGUAUCAGGCAAGUUUUCCAUAUACUAAAUGAGGCAACUCCAAUCCUAGGUUUUGACUCUCCGUCUUAUUUCGAGACGACUCCACCCGACAGUACGUGGAACUCUUUUCAAUACUACAGUAGCAGCACAGAUGCUUCCAUUUCCAUGUCAAACUAG